Molecule: messenger RNA, 1563 nt
Organism: Rotaria sordida
Lineage: Eukaryota; Metazoa; Rotifera; Eurotatoria; Philodinida; Philodinidae
Source: the annotation of a GenBank genome assembly
AUGCCUGUACGACCUGUAUCUGCUGGAAAGAAAGGUGGAAAGAAAAGUAGUUCACCAACAGGUAAAAAAGGCAAGAAAAAAUCUAAAAGUGGUUUAAAUGAUCCACAUCAAGAAGAAAUCGAAGGAUUAAUACGCGAACGAGAAGAAAUUCGUUCGAAAUUAAACCUUAUUUGUUCAAGAAUAAUGGAAAAUAUUAAUAUGGAUGAUUAUCAAAUUGAAAUUGAUUUAACAAAACAACAACCAUCCGAUAUAUCUGUUGAUCAUUUAUUAUCUAUGAUUGAUGAAAUAUGUUACUAUCGUAUUGCUUUUUUAAAUCUUUUUCAAGAAGCUGAUGAUAAUGAAAAAAUUCCUGUACAAAAAAAAAUAACUCAAUUAUCUAUUGACGAACCUGAUAUGUUUCGUAAACGUCUUACACCAGAUCAACGUUUAACAUUUGUUACACGUGAACGUGAUGUAUGGAAAGAAAAUGCUCAAUUAUUACAAAUAAUGUAUGCUACAAUAGUUGAUCAAAUUGAAAUGAACAUAUUUAAGAAACCAAAUGAUAAAACUGAAGAUAUUCUUCAACAUCAUCGAUUAAAUUUAGAAGAUGUUUGUCUCAUAUUUUCUUCACCUCGUGUACGAUCGAUUAAUGAUGCUCAAAAAUUACGUGCGAAAAAAACACUUGAUGAUGUACUCAGUGGUUUACGUGAUCAACAUGCUUUUUUUGAUCUUGAUCAACCACAAAAACAACAAGAAAUUAUUGAUAAUACACAUAUAUUAUCAAAUGAUGAAAUACCAUCAAAAUCUUAUUCAUUAAAUCGAGAUAGUACAAAUGAACGUCGUAGUCAUCAAACAUCAUCAGCAAAACGAAAUGUUUCAUUUGCUGAUGAAGUUAAUGUAUUUAAUGAUGAUGAUGAAACAUAUAUUAAUCAAACAAGAAUAUUACCAUCAACAAUAAUAUCAAAUGAACAAAAUAUUGAAGACAAUCUUUCUCCAUCAGCAUUUAUGAAUGCUUCAUCUUUCAUUAUACCAAGUCAAUAUUCAAUAGAAGAAAAAUAUAUUGAUAGUGAUUAUUAUUCAAUAUCAUCAUCAUCAUCUUUUCCACCUCAACAAUAUGAUAUUCCAUCACAAAUAAAAUAUAAUUUACCAUCAAAAUAUCGUCUUCCAUUAGCUAGUGAAGUAUUAGUAAAUAAAAUGGAUUCUAAUUUACGUAUGUUAAUUAUAAAAGAACUUAGUAAAAGUGGUCAUAAUGAAAGACCACUUUCAAGAAUGAGUUCAGCUUAUGGUAGUAAUAGUAGUGAUUCAAGUUCUCGUCAACAAUUUCGACGACAAUCAACAAGUAGUUCAUCAAAUGGAUCAGCAGAAUGGGUAGAAUUAGCACGACUUAUUGGAAUUGAUGAAUCUGAAAUUGAUCAUUGGUUAUCACAAAAUCUUCAAUAUCCAGCAGGACGAGUUAUUUCUGCCUGGUGUAAUUAUGCUUCACCUCAACCAACUGUUGCUGAACUUCAUUCUCUAGUUUCAUCAAAAGAACUAAAUCGACCCGAUCUUGCUCGUUAUAUUGAAACAAUGUAUAUUAUUGAAUAA